This is a messenger RNA of Myripristis murdjan (pinecone soldierfish), 5458 nucleotides long. RefSeq names its product axin-1-like. Gene Ontology annotation, molecular function: identical protein binding; ubiquitin protein ligase binding; molecular adaptor activity. Gene Ontology annotation, biological process: negative regulation of canonical Wnt signaling pathway; cell development; positive regulation of protein kinase activity. The record is from RefSeq and is a predicted model, not a curated record. Gene Ontology annotation, cellular component: beta-catenin destruction complex; plasma membrane; nucleus. The transcript has 13 exons. Bases 227 to 2902 code for a protein of 891 amino acids. Lineage: Eukaryota; Metazoa; Chordata; Actinopteri; Holocentriformes; Holocentridae.
CAGAAACCGACCACUAUGGGGAGUUAAGGACAAGACGACGGGUUGUUUUCGCAAAUAUUUAAUACCUGAAAGCGUCCUUAUGCUGCGUUUUGGAGCACCCAGUUCACGCCAGUAUCCCCAAUGCAGCGGAUUACGGGGAACGGGCUUUCAGAGACGGGAGAAUUGUUUGUCAGCAGAAUCUUUGCUAGAGGGGAAGAUCUGACCUCUGCUUUCUGCAGUCAGAGACAUGAGUGUUGUCAGAGAAUUACAUGGGAUUGGGUACAGAGGCGGGGGUGGGGUUGCGACCUCCCUUGGUGGCACAACCCACUUUACAGAGGAUGCUCCACGGCCCCCAGUGCCUGGUGAGGAGGGCUCUGAUGUGGACCCCCCAGUCCAGUCAUCCAAUGCCCGUCUAAACCCUCUUUCUCAGCCCCUCUACUAUCCCCCAUCUUCCUCAUCAUCUAAAAUGGCUGAUCUGCCAAGCUACACACCUUCUUCAUCGUCUGCAACUCCGCGACGCCCAGACCUGGAUUUGGGGUAUGAACCUGAGGGCUCAGCUUCACCAACACCACCUUACCUGAAAUGGGCUGAGUCGCUUCAUUCUCUCCUGGAUGACCAGGAAGGCAUUCAUCUGUUCCGUAACUUCCUGUGCCAGGAAGGGUGUGCAGAUCUUCUCGACUUCUGGUUCGCCUGCUCGGGGUUCCGCAAGACCAGCCAAGAGAAGAGGGCUAAGCUGGCCAAGGCCAUUUACAGGAAGUACAUCAUAGAUGGAAGUGGGAUUGUCUCUCGGCAGAUCAAGCCAGCGACCAAGAGCUUCAUCAGAGACUGUGUGGUGAGGCCGCAUCCAGACCCUGCCAUGUUCGAACAGGCUCAGACGGAGAUCCAGGCCACCAUGGAAGAGAACACCUACCCUUUGUUCCUUAAGUCAGAUCUGUAUCUGGAGUACGCUCGGACAGGAGGGGAGAGCCCGAAGCCUAACCCCAGCGAUCAGAGCCCCUCUUCAGGGAGUGCCAAGCCUGUGCCUGGAUAUUUACCCACGCUUGCCGAGGAUGAAGAAUGGAGGUGUGGAGGAGGAGCGAGGGAAGAGGAGGAAGAGGAGGAUGAAGAGAAGUGUGGAGACACACCAGCUGGUAGGCUGACUCAUAGACUGCUGAUGGAGACGGCACCACAGAGAGCCUCAGCCAGCAGGAGGAGGCAGGACAGCAGGGAGUACAGGCCGUGGAGAGAGCCGGUUAACCCGUACUACGUGAACAUGGGCUACGCUCGCGCUCCUGCAACCAGUGCCAAUGACAGUGAGCAGCAGAGCAUGUCAAGCGACGCAGACACACUAUCACUGACCGACAGCAGUGUAGAUGGUAUUCCUCCAUAUAAAUAUCGAAAGCAGCAUCGUAGAGAGAUGCAUGAAAGUGCCAAAGCCAAUGGACGUGUGCCCCUACCUCAUAUACCUCGCACAUACCGUAUGCCAAAGGACAUCCAUGUAGAGCCGGAGAGGUUUGCAGCUGAGCUCAUCAGCAGACUGGAGACUGUUCUGAGAGAGAGAGAGGCUCAGGAGAGACUGGAAGAGAGGCUGAAGAGAGUCCGACUGGAGGAAGAGGGUGACGAUGCUGAUGUCUCCAUGACAACCUCCCUGUCCUCCCAUAGCAUACCACUUUCCCUUCCGUCAUCCUUUCCACCUCUCUAUGGUGCCCGUUACUCAGAGACCACUGCUAACACAGCUACAGUUGCAACUUAUGGUGGCCUGGUUGCCAUGGAGGAUUCCCAUGAUGAUGACCCGGAAUCUAUCUUGGACGAGCAUGUGCAGCGUGUGAUGAAAACGCCAGGCUGCCAGUCUCCAGGGGCAACCAAUGCCCCACUAGGGGGAGGGGGACGACACACUCCUCCUAAAUCAUCACGCUCACCUGAUGGAGGGAUAGCGCCACCUCACUACCCCCCCUCGCACUACCCUCCCCACCGAGGGGGAGGCCACAGUCUGCCUGCUGCCGGGGUCAAAGGGCAUCACCACAAGCAGCUGUAUCACCACAGAGGAAGAGAAGGGCAGGAAGAGGCAGGCCCUAGGUCUCAGGCCAACUUCCUGUGGAACGGUGACCCAGCCAGCCAGUACACAGGGAGAAGUCGUAAUUACGCCGAUGGGGCUGGAGCCAGCACACUUGAGGGCAUGGGUUACAGUAGUAAAGGUAGCACAUUAUCUCGGCGAGGCUGUAAAAAGUCAGAGACGUCAGGCAAAGGUGAUGAAACUGGGCGUGGCCUGGAGCCCCAGGUACCACUUGAGGAUCUGGAGAGAAACCAGAAGAUCCUGCAGUGGAUGAUGGAAGGAGAGGCUCUCAGACACAAGAAAAGCACACACAGCAGCAGCACCAGCGGAUCUAGAAGGACAGGAGCCAGCAACGAGUCUCCACGUCCAACCUCGGUGGAACGUCCCGGAGCUGUGCACCCUUGGGUUUCGGCCCAGCUGCGUAACAACCCCUCCUCAGUUUCCUCCUCCAUCCCCUGCUCGUCAUCCGCCCAGGUCCAGCCUUCCCAUCCUUUCAUCCAGGACCCAGCUAUGCCCCCGAACCCAGCUCCCAACCCCCUUACCCAGCUGGAGGAGGCUAGGAGGCGGCUAGAGGAGGAAAGGCGGAGGAACGCACUACAGCAGGCCAAGCAGAGGCACAAGUCUGGUAAGCGCCAACUGUGUGACAAUGUGACAGUUGCUUACUACUUCUGUGGAGAGCCAAUCCCAUACCGAACAUCAGUCAAAGGCCGCGUGGUGACUUUGGGCCAGUUCAAGGAGCUGCUUACCAAAAAGGGCCACUACAGGUUCUACUUUAAGAAAGUGAGUGAUGAGUUUGACUGCGGUGUGGUGUUUGAGGAGGUCCGUGAUGACGACGCCAUCUUGCCCAUCUUUGAGGAGAAGAUCAUUGGGAAGGUGGAGAAGGUUGACUGAAAUUAGGAAACGGGAAGAUAAAAUAGAAUUGGAAAAAAGAAUAUCAUUUGCAAAGAAGAAUGAUGAAGACGGAUACAAAAAUUCAGCGGUUAGAAAAUGAGUGAAAGGAAGUAGAAAGAUGGAAGGAGGAAUGUAUGACACCGGGGAUAUUACGCUGCAUGUUAGAAGCUAGGCUUGAAGUGUUAAGGAGGACGAUCUUUUUUUUUUUUUUUUUUUAAUGAAAUGCUACCUGUGUCAAUUCCUGGAUCAAACCUACAUCGAGUAGAGGCUUGGCCAGAUGGAACAGGAGCGGAGGAAUGGAACACAACUUAUUUCGCCUGUCAUUUGUCUUUACUGUGGACAUUUGAGGAGGACUGUCAAAAGCUAAUGUCUAACCAGUCUUCCACUUCCACUACUAUGGAUGAAAAGAUGAGGGAUUGCUGGAAGGAGAGAAGUUAACCAGUCUUCCACUUCCUCUGCUCUGGAGGAGCCCCUCCUCCGCAGACCAUUACGAUGCUGCUACAUUACCACGGAAACUCUUCAAACGGUGCUUGGAACAGUAAAGAACGCAGUUACGUUCCAUCCUGGAGUCUUGCUGCCUUCCGCUCUCUCUCUCUCUGUUCCUCAUCAGUCGGUGGCAAGGGGAGAGGACGCAGGACUUUAGGAAUGGAACUUGGCCUGCUUCUCUUGUCGACUUCAUAGCCUCAAGACAGAAACUCGCUUACCCUUGAUUCCUAGAUGUCAUGUAAUGAUUUAUCACAUCAUUGUUUUCAAUGACAACAGUUCUCUACAUAACUCGUUUACCAAAGCUACAUAUUUUUGAUAUGACAAGUACCAUAACUACUUGUUGUCGACUUAUUUGCAUUGUGUAUGUAUAAGGCAGGUACUAUUACGUAUUAAUGCAGCCUACAGAUUUGUCAUAUCUCGACUUAAUGUUGUAUAAUUGUCUAUGUUUUGAAGCAAGUUGUUAGUCAUUUCAGGGCAGCCAUUUUGUGUUUUCCUUGCUGUUAUUUUUUUUUUCUUCAUACCAGAUCCCUUAUAUGCAAAUUCUGUACUCUUUACCAUUGUGUGCAGCUGUCUUCUACACCACAAUGGAUUUUGAAUAUGGAGUUGCUUUUCUUCCUCCCCCCAGUGCUAAUUAUUGGUGCCAUUCUUUAACUCUCAUGAAAAAGAAUGGUGCACCCAAUAAGGCGUGCCAUCUCUGACCACAGUAUCUGUUGCUUUGACUGGCCACUCUAUCCCCUGAUAUAUAUUGUACCUUUCUACUAUACUAGACCCUGUGUACUUAACUCCAAGCUCAGUCUAGGUGCCUGUCCGGCCAGUGCCAUUACUCUCUAGAAUGCUUAUACUUACGAGUGUUUGUGCGUGUAAAAGCCUGUGUUUGUGUAUGCCUGACCUCAGCCAAAGAGCAUAUUGCGUGUUCCGUAUGUCUGCGUGCGUGUCUGUGCAGUCUGCAUCUGUGAUCAAAUAAUUUCCAAUGUCAUGUUUCAGCUCGAACAUCAUGAACUCUCCUCCGUAUCUCACAGGUUCCAAAAUUUCAAAAGUUGUAGAUAAAUCGGUGUUGAGUUCAAACUCAACAGCUCACCUUAAAAAUUGCUCCCACCACUUCAGUGGACUGCAGAAGCGUCAUAAGGCCAGAAAGUCAAAAAGCGUCGAACAAAGACAGUCUGUUGACGACACCAGCUAUGUAAGCAGAAUGCAGUUUUAUGUUAGUGCGGUUUCUUUCUGACACCCUCUUUGUCUUUGAAGGAGUAACGUCCUCGGUCAUGUCAUUAUGCUUGAGUCUGUCUUUAGUUUUGAUCCUCAGCUGUUGGGCAGAUGGAGUGCUUUGUGUCAUCCAUACUGAUAGUGUCCCCGAGGGCGAAGAGGUCCUAGGUCCCACAGGAAUGUCAAAUGAAAUCUGUCCUGGGUUCGGCCUAGUAAGGGAAAGCAUAGGAUUGGAAAACAUAUUUGUCCUUAUGUCAACACAUUAUGCCUUCAAUAUGGAAUAUAAAAUUUUAGAUAUGUUUUUGUUUAUACAAAAAAAUGUAAUUUUAAUAAUCACCAAGCAUGUUCUUUAUAUGGAUUGUUUUCCUGAUGAGUUGAAUUAUCUGUUUUUGUUCUUUUGUUUAGCUGCGGUCUGCUACGGCCCUCUUGAUAUAUUAUGUUUUGUUAGAAAGAAUGCCCAGGGAUGAAUGAAUGACAACAAUGUAAGAGUUGUUUCUUGUGAUUGCUAUAAUUAUUUUCUUCUGAGAUGGACAAAACCAACAACUACGUCGUGUGUCGUCAGCUUGUGUGAAACACAGUGCCUUUAUCAUUUUAAAUAUGUUAUUGAACCAAUGCGUGCUUUUAAUGUAAGUUUUUAUUUUCAGUCAGUCCCAUUGUAUUUUUUAGCUCACACCAUGCUCGCUUCGUUCCGGAUAGGUCCUGUACUGUAAAUAUGUACAUUAUCAUUUCAUACGUGUCUUCAGACCUGCACCACAUGUCCAUGGUGUUUCUGUUUUUUCAAAGGUAAACGCCAAGAUGUCACUGUGCUGGGUCCACUUGUACAUUUCUUUUAAAAAGGUACUUCAUAAUAAAGAUGUUGAAUAAACCCUU